AAGAAACUGAAUUUUCCAACUCGACAGUCUUUUGGGACUACAUCAAUGCCGAAAUAUUUCGCACGAAUCUCGAUAUUCUUCGAGUGUUCUGAAGGAUGAACAUUGAUGGAGAUUUCUGAAAUUUUAAAGCCCCUCUUCCCGAAAGAAAAUCGUCUACCCACCCCUCGUAGUUAGCGUUUGCGUAGAGUUUUCUUUCUUAUUCUUACGUGCGUCAAAGGUUCAAGGCCCCCGAAAAAAGAGCCAUCUAUCAUAUAGACAAAAAAAACGUUCGUACUACCUCUAUCAUAAAGAAAAACCACACAAACCACCAGAAGUCCUCGUGAAAAAGUGCUCGAUCGGAUAGAGAGAAGAUCCAUUUACUGUGCUGUAAUGGAAUCGUACGAUUCCUCCUUCGAGCCCUUUACUGGGUAAUAUCAUCAUCAUGAUCACUGAUAUCUUUCGGCACGUCGUGAUUGAUCUUUUGCUCAACAACAAACAGUUUUCUUUUGGGUCCUUUUUUUUUAAUUGAGAAACAGAAAAAAGCGAUAAAAGUAUAAAACUGUUCUUUCUGGUCCAAAAACCGGCUUGAAGCGAAGAAAUGUCCGACCCCGGCGAGACAUUCUGGUCCAAAAACCCAGCUUACGUCGACCCCGGCGUGCCCUUCUGCGAAAAAAUCAAGAGCAUCGGCGAUGUCGCUGUAGGCUGCUGCUGCGGCGUUCCAAUUCUCGCUGUAGGCUGCUGCUGCGCGGGUUGUUAUCUCUGCGGGAAGAGCGUCGUCAGCGGUCGGAACGAGUUCCGGGUCUUGCGGGACAAGAUGUUUGCUCCGUUCGAUGAGAAGAAGAUCGCGAAAUCCGAGGACGACGACGAAAUCCGAGUCGGUCCCGAGGUCUUCUUCCCCCAUAUCCGAGAAAAAAACAUUGCCGGUGUAAGUUUUUUUGAGGAACAGCAUUACAAAUUCGUCUCGCAUGACAGCAAAAACCUGUCAUGCGCAGAUGCUACGUGAAUGUGAAAACGCCCUUUAAUGGACACUACGACGCAUGCCAAGCAUGACAGACGCAAUCUUUUUGCAUGUUGCGCAUCACAAAUUUACACCAACAACGUUUUUUUCUUGGAUACCCCCCCCGCGCGAGAUCGCCGACGCCAGGCCCGAUCUCUCGGUGGAGUCCGUCGAACCCGAAGGGGGCUUGGGCCUGAUAACGCUUGUACCUUCCAGCUGGGUAUUCAUCCCGCCGGAAAAGGAGCGAUGUCUACUCAGCAAGGACCAGGCGGAAGCGGCCGUUACCCACCACGACCCCGCUAUGGAAAUGUCAGGAUCGAAAUUGACAAAAUCGAAAAAUUUGUGAUGCAUAAAAUGCAUGACGCGAAAUGCGUGUGUUGCAGAGCAGGCAAGUGAGGCCGAUUGUAAGCCUGUUUGGGGUUAUAGCUCGAGCUGCUAAAGCAGCAUGAGAGAAUCGGUCUUCUUUGCCUAAACAGCGCCACAGAAUGGAUUUAGGCACCACCAGAAUUUGUCAUGCGCCACUUAGAAACUGGGUUCGAACUGGAAUCCAUUUUGUGCAUGACAAAUCGUUUCGAUUUUGUCAAUUUCGAUUCUGACACUUCCAUACCCGCGCAGCUGUCCACUACGGAUGAAGAGCUGGCGGGACCGUCGGGCACGAACGAUCCUGAGUCGGGCCUGGACCAGGAUGCGAAGGAGCCAGUGUCUGGGACGGACCAUGCGGACGGCGAGGUGAAGACCGCGGCUUCGACUACCUCUACUUGUACGCGCAAGCGGCGUACUGCUGGGUGGUGCUUCGCCGCGAGAAAGUAAGACGAGUAGUGCAGACCGGUUGAGAGUGGCUUUCUUUGCGUUUCUCCUGCUACCGUUCUUCGUAAUAAAUUGGUUCAGAAAGUAGAUCUUUACAACUCAAAACACUAUCCAAAGUCAAACUGUUUUGGGCCGUCUUAUUUGCUAUUUCUUACUCGGCUUCAGUCCUCUACGUCAUAAUGUCCGACGAAAAACAAAAUCAAAGUUCGAACUCACCCCUUGUUAAUAAUUUUUAAUAAUUUUAUGAUACAACUCUUCUGGCAUUGAUUAAGAGCAGAGUACUAAAAAUACAGGAUUACUUAUGAUGGACCGAUACUAAAGAUACAGAGCAGCCCUAGCUUUGAGGCUGGUGCACUUCUUACGGAAGGCUUCUUCUUGAGGAUGGUGCACUUCUUUCACGAAGAAGUACCGAGCGAAAAGUCCUGGUGAAGACUGUCAAACCCGCGCACCAGCUAGAGCACUGUAGCAAAAGCGCUGCAACUGCGUCCGCUGCGCCGCAUCGGCUUCGCAAAAGAAACUUGCUCGAAUUGCCUGGGU
Molecule: messenger RNA, 2320 nt
Organism: Amoebophrya sp. A120
Lineage: Eukaryota; Dinophyceae; Syndiniales; Amoebophryaceae
Source: the annotation of a GenBank genome assembly